This is a messenger RNA of Xenopus laevis (African clawed frog), 1293 nucleotides long. RefSeq names its product MLX, MAX dimerization protein L homeolog (gene mlx.L). Gene Ontology annotation, biological process: positive regulation of transcription by RNA polymerase II; regulation of transcription by RNA polymerase II. The transcript is spliced from 8 exons. Gene Ontology annotation, cellular component: cytoplasm; nucleus. Bases 167 to 847 code for a protein of 226 amino acids. The record is from RefSeq and is a predicted model, not a curated record. NCBI's taxonomy places the organism in Eukaryota, Metazoa, Chordata, Amphibia, Anura, Pipidae. Gene Ontology annotation, molecular function: protein dimerization activity; DNA-binding transcription factor activity, RNA polymerase II-specific; RNA polymerase II-specific DNA-binding transcription factor binding.
CAGGCGCUUACGUUUCCCAUGACACCACAACGCUUGCGUAACCUGUAGUCGUACGUCACAGUCUCAUCUCGCGAGACUUGUGAGGAAACUCUGGAAGAGCUGUUCGGUAGGAGACGAGGAGCGCCUGAUCAAUUCCUUAUGGCAGAAUGUGAGCCCAGUUGAUAUCAUGGAGCAGAAGGGAAGUUUAGUGUCCAGAGCAAACAGCAUUGGAUCCACCAGCGCGUCGUCCGUACCUAACACAGCCUGCAACAUGAUGGACAAUGCUUGUUCCCUAACCUCAGAUGACGAGGACAGUGAUGAUCGCCAAGAGACCAUAAAGAAUGACUACAAGGACCGGCGAAGACGGGCGCACACACAGGCCGAGCAGAAGAGGAGAGAUGCUAUCAAAAAAGGUUACGAUGAUUUGCAGUGCAUUGUGCCCACUUGUCAGCAGCAAGACAUCGCAAUUGGGACACAAAAACUCAGCAAGGCUGUUGUUCUGCAGAAGACCAUAGAUUAUAUCCAGUUCCUGAAUAAGGAGAAGAAGAAGCAGGAGGAUGAUGUGUCCACACUACGGAAGGAGGUCAUGGCUUUGCAGAUUAUGAAAUCAAACUAUGAGCAGAUUGUAAAGGCUCAUCAAAACAAUCUCCACGAGGGCACAGAUCAAGUUCCAGAUGAGAUGAAAUUCAGAGUGUUCCAAGGCAUCAUGGAUUCCCUUUUUCACACCUUUAAUUCUACUGUUUCUGUGAACAGCUUCCAAGAGCUGUCUGCUUGUGUAUUUGCCUGGAUAGAGGAGCACUGUAAGCCGCAGACACUGCAAGACAUCGUAAUUCGAUUUCUUCACCAGCUGAAGAACCCACUAUACUAAGAGCUAAUUCCUCGUGUCUUGCCAGAGAUAAAAGCCAAGCAGUUGGCAGUGGUGCGGAUGAAUCAGAAGUGGCGUGCCUUGUAUGAUGUGUUCAAUGGUUCUGUGUUGCUCAGUACUGCCAAUUUUUACCAAUGCCUCAACGCUACUAAUUGCGCCAUUGUGUAUCUAUUUAACUACAGAAGAAAGAUGUGGCGCCUGAAUGAGUUUGUAUUCAGGAACAUUUUGCCUUUGGAAUCCAUUCUUGAUCUGUAGCUAAAGGGCUGAAGAUAAAGUCCUUAUUUGCUUGUGACUUCACUGAAAUCUCCUUGAGGAGGGGAGACCUUCAGUUCUAGAGAAUCCCCUUUUAUUCUUGUAGGUUUUGUGCUAUAAUCAGCUUAUUGAGUCUUAAAAUGAUUGCAGUUUUUCUAUAGUUCAGCACCUUUUCAUUAAAAUCUUAAUAUAUUUAA